CUUCCUUUCGAGGAUCAUUCAAAAUUCUAACCUCACUCAUUGUCUCGUAUAAAAAUUCGUAAUGGAUGCAUUUUUGAAGGGUAAAUCGGAAAAUACCGGUGGUCCUAGUAAAAAACCGAAACAUGAAGUGUGCCCCCAUGGUACCAAAUGUUACCGCCGUAACCCUCACCAUUUCAGAGAAUUUGAGCACCCGCAUUUAACAAAAUUACUCGAAAUGGAGAAAAUUGAAAUACCUUCAGAUUUCCCUUUAGAAAAGUCUGUUUAUUUGGAACAAUUGGACAUUUUGCGGCCCUUAUUGAAGAUAAAAGUGGAAAUGAAACCUAGCACUAGUUCCAGAAGUGAUACAAAGACUGUAGAACCCGGGACGAUGCUCGAAAAAUUGAAAAACGCAGCCCCUUAUAAUCUAUUUUUUACCACAAUUCCCAAGUCGGCAGAGACUCUCAAACACCCGACAUCCAUAACCUUUACAGAUUUGUUGUGCCCCAGUUUGGGUGAAUUAAAAUGCUCAUUACAAAUUAAUUUCAUGAUUGAUAUCAUGUGGUUGAUGGAACAAUACAGGGAACGCAAUUUGGGGAAAAAACCACUCACCAUUUUGUACGGCGACGAGUUCCCAAAAAUGAAAGAAUUCAUUGAGAAAUUUCUACCAAACGUUACCCACCAUUACGUCAAAAUGAAAGACCCGUUUGGGUGUCACCAUUCUAAAAUUGGAAUUUAUUUUUAUGAGAACAAUUCCCUUCGUGUUGUUAUCUCCACGGCUAAUCUUUAUUAUGAGGACUGGAACCAUUACAAUCAAGGGCUUUGGUUGAGUCCCCCUUGUCCCCAACUCCCGGAACCCGCCUCUGAAAAAUCCGGUGAAUCCCCUACUGGCUUCAAAGCGAGUCUUCUAAACUACCUGAAACACUACAAUUUACCAGUUUUAAAACCAUGGAUUGAUUAUGUCAAAAAGGCCGAUUUUAGUGCCAUUCGUGUGUUUCUUGUGACUUCAGUUCCGGGGAAACACUACCCGGAAUCGCAAGGGAGUCACGUGCACCACGUUGGUGAUUUACUAUCGAAACAUUGUAGUCUCCCUGUGAAGACAGGGCCGGACAGUGAGGGGCCCCUCUCGUGGGGGAUCAUCGCCCAAGCAUCCAGUAUCGGCUCAUUGGGGAAAUCCCCGGCUGAGUGGCUCAGAAGCACAAUUUUGAGGAGUCUCGCCGGUCAUAAACAAACCCAACUUGUCUCGAAUUCGAACGCAACUCUUAGUAUUAUUUUCCCGACUGUUGAUAAUGUCAUGAAUGGGUAUUUUGGGCCCGAAAGUGGGGGCUGUUUGCCCUACUCGAAACAAACCAAUGAGAAACAGCGCUGGUUGCAAAGUUACUUACAUCAAUGGAAAGCUGAUAAACUGGGGCGGAGUCGCGCAAUGCCCCAUAUUAAAACCUACUGUCGUGUGUCACCAUGUUUGACCAAGUUGGCUUGGUUUCUUAUCACCAGUGCCAAUUUAUCAAAGUCGGCGUGGGGUGGAAACUUACAGAAAGAUAAAGGGGCCUAUGUGAGGAGUUACGAGGCGGGAGUCAUGUUUCUCCCAAAGUUUUUCGACGAGGAAUAUUUCGAAAUCGAGACUUGUCUCAACGGAAAAAAUACUAAGUUGUUCCCCUUUAUGUACGACCUGCCGCUGACUGAGUACAAGUCCAGCGACUACCCGUGGUGUAAUUAAUUAACUUGGAAUGUUUUUAAGUUUGUAAAAAUAAAAGUUUCAAAAACCGA
Messenger RNA from Tribolium madens (black flour beetle), 1743 nucleotides. RefSeq names its product probable tyrosyl-DNA phosphodiesterase (gene gkt). Bases 62 to 1693 code for a protein of 543 amino acids. NCBI's taxonomy places the organism in Eukaryota, Metazoa, Arthropoda, Insecta, Coleoptera, Tenebrionidae. The transcript has 7 exons. Gene Ontology annotation, cellular component: nucleus. Gene Ontology annotation, molecular function: double-stranded DNA binding; 3'-tyrosyl-DNA phosphodiesterase activity; single-stranded DNA binding. Gene Ontology annotation, biological process: double-strand break repair; single strand break repair. The record is from RefSeq and is a predicted model, not a curated record.